This is a messenger RNA of Anguilla anguilla (European eel), 1591 nucleotides long. It is a transcript of the gene samd14, whose product is annotated as sterile alpha motif domain containing 14. The record is from RefSeq and is a predicted model, not a curated record. Gene Ontology annotation, molecular function: actin filament binding. The transcript has 10 exons. Lineage: Eukaryota; Metazoa; Chordata; Actinopteri; Anguilliformes; Anguillidae. Gene Ontology annotation, cellular component: actin cytoskeleton; cytoplasm; postsynaptic density. The coding region runs from base 289 to 1566 and encodes 425 amino acids. Gene Ontology annotation, biological process: calcium-mediated signaling; neuron projection development; actin filament organization.
CACUUGCUUACUGUCUCUCCCUCUCUCUUGCUCUGUCUCUCCCUUGCUCACUUUCUCUCUCUCUCUCUCUCUCUCUCUCUCUCUCUCUCCUCCCUGUGCUUGGGUGAGCUCCCUGGCAGUGCUCGUCUGCCGCUGUGGGAUCGGUGAGCCGGGUUUUAGCCCAGCGGAUACGCCCGAGCGCGCUCCGUCUCCGGGAUACCGAGCGGCGGCGGGGGGAGAGCCAUGCCGUCCUGCCGCGCGGUCUGAGCGCCGCCGCGGCGCAGCCCAGCCGUGAGAGUCCACCGCACGAUGUCUGUCUCACAGCCAGACGAGACUGAGCAUGUGUUUGAUUUGAACGAAGCCAUUCCUGAGACUGAGCUACUGGACAGCAGUCUUCAAAAGGCCCGGGCGCAGCUGUCCGUCAAAGCGAGAAGGCACCGCCCAUCUCGCUCGCGGCUCCGCGACAGCGUCAGCUCCACGGAGGGAGAGGAGAGUCUGGAAAGAAAGUCACUAGACAGCUAUGGCAGCCCUCUGCACAGCGCCCGCUCACCCCUCCACUCGACCCUGCGGGGAUCCUCGCCCUCCCCGGACUCUCUGCUCUCCUCCUCGCCCGUGCCGAGGGGCCCCGCCUUCACCUUCGACGCCGCCCUGGUGCGCCGCGCCCCGGGGGAGGGCGAGGCGGCGUCGCCCGCGCCCAAAGGACGCUAUAAACAGCUCACCAACACCUCGUCCCAGGAGGCCCUGUGCUCCAGCCCGACCAGCUCCCCGUCGAGGUCCUGCCCCAGCUCCGACGGCUCGCCGCUCUACGCCCGCCAGGAGCGCCGCCCCGAGGGCGAAGGUCAGGACGACGCCCAUGACAGAAGCCUGGUAGAGCCAGACAGCCCAACAGUUAUCCUGGAUAAGAAGACUAAGAGGAGAUUCCUUGAUCUGGGGGUCACCCUACGACGCUCUUAUGGAAAAGUCCGGAAGGAGAAGUCCAACAGGCUAUCAGUGGGAAACCGGGAGCCCUCGGAGAGCCCGUCCCGGUCCUCGGGGCCCCCCUUCGUGCCUUUCUCCUGGUUCAGCGACAGCGCCCGGGGCUCCGCCUCCUCCUGCAGCACCGCUUCCUUCUCCCCGAAGGGGGCCUCCCAGAGCCACAGCCCCCGCAAGUCCAGCUCCCAGGACUCCACUCUCAGUGAUGAGGUCUGCCCCCGGAGCCCUCGCGUGUCCAGCGGCUCAGUGGAAGAGUCCCGGUCCUCGCACCCGUACAAGACCCUGUCCCAGUCUUCAGACGAACUCCUGGACGAGCCCCUGUGCUUGGUGUCGACCUGGAGCACGCAGCAGGUGUGCCAGUGGCUGAAGGGCUUGAAUAUGGAGCAGUACAUCCCAGAAUUCACUGCCAGAGACAUCGACGGGGAGCAGCUGCUGCAGAUGGAUGGGAGUAAGCUGAAGGGCCUGGGUGUGAGCAACUCAUCAGACCGCAGCGCUCUGAAACGCCGCCUGAAGGACAUGCACGCCGCCGCCGAGAAGGAGCGCAAGGCCCAGGAGAAGCUGGAGAAACAGAAGGAGAAGCAGCGCAAGAAAGAGCAGGAGCAGCGCAAGAGCUAGAAAGGCCACUAGAGGGCUCUACACA